ACAGCUUGUUGAAGUACUUACAUAUAAGUCACAAGUGGAUUACAUCCAUUUUAAAAGGUAAAAACACGUAAUAUACACACAGCGUAGUACGCCAGUUAGCGUGAAUUGGUAUUAUAUAUAGAUCUAGCCAGAUCUGUAUUAACGUAUAUAAAAAACUAAUCAGAUGUAACUUCCAAGAUUGUUUAUCGGAAUAAGAUAAAGCGUUGGAUUAUUACACGUUUAAUUUUCGGUGUUGGAUACAUUAAAAGAAAUCAAAGGAUUAAAAGAUAAAAAGUAAUAGUUUAAAAACAAUGGAGCAUACGAUUCCAUCUGACAUUCUCGACGAUCUUAGCAGUCGAUUUAUCAUCAAUGUGCCUGAAGAAGAGAGGAAAGACUUGGUGCGAAUUUGCUUUCAAAUCGAAUUAGCGCACUGGUUUUAUCUUGACUUUUACUGCACAGAAGAAAAUCCCAAGCUGAAGUCGUGCAACUUCAAGGAAUUCGCCACUCAUAUAUUUCAGCAUAUACCUUUCUUGAAACCACAUGUGCAGUACAUUGAUGCUGUGCUUGACCAAUGGAGAGAGUACAAGCAGAAUGUGCCGACAUUUGGGGCAAUUGUGCUGAAUGAAGAUAUGACAAAGGUGCUACUGGUUCAGAGCUACUGGGCAAAGCACAGCUGGAGUUUUCCUAAAGGGAAAGUGAAUGAAGACGAGGAACCUUAUCUUUGUGCGAUUCGUGAAGUGUUAGAAGAGACUGGGUUUGAUAUAUCUAAUUUGAUAGACAAAAAUGAGUAUAUUGAGUCUGUAAUAAACGAUCAAGUGGUGAGACUGUACAUUAUUUCGGGUGUGCAAAAAGACACUAAGUUUCAACCCAAAACACGCAAGGAAAUCAAGAAUGUGGAGUGGUUUACUAUAGCGGAUUUGCCUAACACCAAGAAGGAUAUGACCUCUAAACAGAAAAUCGGUGUUGGACCAAAUGCAUUCUUUAUGGUGGUGCCUUUUGUCAGGCGAAUGAAGCGAUGGAUUCAGGAGACACAACAACGUGAAAAAUGUGGAGUCUCAACUACCCGCAGACAGAGGCACAGAUCGUUAGGGGAUGCUGAGUCAGUGGCAAAGAGUAAACGACAACAGCAGCCGCUCUUCCACAAUUUUUCCACUUGUCCACCGCAGGUAAAAAACGAAGUUCCGGAUUUUAGAGUUAGUCGUCAAGCCAACACCUCUCCCCGCGGUCGUCGUGACAAUAAAAAAGACACUCCCUCAAAAAUACCUUCUAAGCGAAAUCUAUUUGGCGAACGCGAAUUGUCAACAAUGUCCCCGUCUCUCGCCAAACAUAUGCUGGAUAAUUCCGCUCAAUCAUGCACACUUCUAAUUGAUCCUGCAAUUCAGUCGAUUAAAUGCAACGAUUUCAGUUAUAAAGCGCAAUCUACAGAAAAAGAAGAUUCUCAAAGAAGUUUGCCAAGUGGGAACAUUAAAGCGCUCUUGUUUGACGAAGCCGCGCGUAAACUACAAGAGAAUUUUAAAACGAUUCCGCCGUCAUUUGUAAAUGCGGACGAUAGUCGGCAAAUUUUAACGAAGAACAACGCAAUAGGACAACAUUCUCUUACGUUUGAAUUUCGAUCAAAAACAUGGGACAAUUUUAAAUUCGACAGGCAGGCUAUAAUGAAGGUUGCAGACCAGUACGCGUAUAACAUGACGUAGAAACAGGUUGCAAAACU
This is a messenger RNA of Pseudomyrmex gracilis, 1690 nucleotides long. It is a transcript of the gene DCP2, whose product is annotated as m7GpppN-mRNA hydrolase. Gene Ontology annotation, biological process: deadenylation-dependent decapping of nuclear-transcribed mRNA; nuclear-transcribed mRNA catabolic process, nonsense-mediated decay. Gene Ontology annotation, cellular component: cytoplasm; P-body. The transcript is spliced from 5 exons. Gene Ontology annotation, molecular function: RNA binding; 5'-(N(7)-methylguanosine 5'-triphospho)-[mRNA] hydrolase activity; manganese ion binding. Lineage: Eukaryota; Metazoa; Arthropoda; Insecta; Hymenoptera; Formicidae. The record is from RefSeq and is a predicted model, not a curated record. Bases 291 to 1673 code for a protein of 460 amino acids.